Penicillium verhagenii is the source of this 1434-nucleotide messenger RNA. Its product is annotated as pantothenate transporter. The coding region runs from base 1 to 1434 and encodes 477 amino acids. Gene Ontology annotation, molecular function: pantothenate transmembrane transporter activity. Lineage: Eukaryota; Fungi; Ascomycota; Eurotiomycetes; Eurotiales; Aspergillaceae. Gene Ontology annotation, biological process: pantothenate import across plasma membrane. The transcript is spliced from 4 exons. Gene Ontology annotation, cellular component: plasma membrane. The record is from RefSeq and is a predicted model, not a curated record.
AUGGCCCUGACAACAAAGGUUGCCACAUGGCUCUGGGGCCCAAACGCCAAAGACCGAGCCUUGCUAUCCAAACUCGAUGUGACACUACUCCCUUAUUUCUCACUAAUCUGGUUCCUUUUCGGCAUCACUCGGGCUAGUUACUCAACUGCUUACAUCAGUGGCAUGAAAGAGGCCUUGGGUUUUGAGGGGAAAGAGUACAACUACAUGAAUACGGCGUACCUGGUUGUUUACGCCGUUUGCCAGAUCCCCGGCACCAGUCUUUUGACUAUAUUGCGACCGAAAUAUGUCUUCGUCGCUGCCAAUGUGACUUGGAGUGUGUUGACUUUAAUAACCUACAAGAUGACUCAUGCCUGGCAAGUCAUUGUGCUGAACGCCAUCGAGGGAGGAUUUUCGGCAAUCGCAUACGUCGGGGCACAGUUCAUUCUUGGCUCGUGGUACCGAAAAACCGAGCUGGGAAUGCGAGCUGCUGUAUUUUGCGUAUUUGGCCAACUGGGAACAAUGUCCGGUGGCUGGAUGCAGGCUGGUCUGUUACAGACUCUCGCAGGAAAGGGCGGCCUGCCAGCAUGGAAAUGGAUUUUCAUUAUCGUUUCGGUCAUGACAAUCCCAGUGGCAAUAUUUGGAUGGGUCUUCAUUCCGGAUCUUCCUGCUCACCGUGCUGCAUGGUAUCUCAACGACGAAGAAAAGGAACAUGCGGCCACUCGCCUGGGUCCUGUUCGCCAGGAAGCAUGGGACAAGACCGUGUUCAAACGCGUGUUGUUAAGUUGGCAAUUCUAUCUCUUGCCAUUCCUCUUCAUGUUGUACUCGCUCUGUGUGCAGAUGCUAUCAAACAACGUCAUGGCUUACUGGAUGGCCUCGCGAGGCUACACCACUGUCCAGCAAAACAACUACCCAACGGGCAUCUACGCGACAGCCAUCGUUGGAACAGUGCUUUAUGCCGUCAUAUCCGAUAAGCUCCAAUCCCGCUGGGAAGUCUCCAUCGCAAUCGGCCUUACCUUCAUCAUUGGCUCGGCCAUAUUGGUCUCUAGCCCCUCUACGGAUGCCGCAUACUUUGUUGCCUUUUACCUACUCGGCACAACCUUUGCCCCGCAGGCCGUAUGGUAUUCAUGGAUGGCCGACGUGACGAGCCAUGAUUUCCAGCUCCGCGCCAUCACGACAGGAUUCAUGAACUCAUUCGACUUUGCUUUUGUCACCUGGUGGCCCUUGAUUUUCUACCCAGCGACAGAUGCGCCUAAUUUCAGAAAGGGUUAUAUUGCCAGUCUGGUCACGGGAGCAUUGACAUUGCCGUUUAUCGCACUCAUUACUUAUCUAGAGAAGAGGGAUACGGCACGCGGGAUAAUCGGGCGAGUUAAAGCUGACGACUCUGACGUCGGGGAGUCGAAUGAGCCGGUCGAUGAGAAUACACCGAUCAAUGUACGGCCGAAGACUAGCGUGUAG